GGCAACGAUUUGGGUGACUUUCCAACACUGAUUCACAGUCGACAAAAACAUAACUAAAAAAUCGACGAGAGCAGACCAAGCGGCAUUUUACAAUUGUGUUAAAUAUAUUGUGAAAUUCAUCAAAUCAAUCAAUUCAUACAAGAACAGCGCUUUUAUGAAUAUGGCCGACGGUGAUAAUCCAAUACCGAUAAGUGGCGGCGCCAAGCCAUCAGCGGGCAUGAAGAUAAUACCCGGCGAGCCGAUUGCCUCCAUUGAGGAAAUCGUGAUGAUCGAUCCCGAAUGCUACGAACUGGAUCUGAAUCAUCAUCGCAUCGACAAACUGGAAAAUUUCGAGCCACUCAAACAAAUUGAGCGAUUGUAUCUGCGAUGGAAUCUCAUCAAGAAGAUUGAAAAUCUGGAGAUGCUGACAACGCUUGUGGAGCUGGAACUGUACGAUAAUCAAAUCACACAGAUUGAGAAUCUGGAUAAGCUGGACAAUCUGGAAAUAUUGGAUCUCAGUUUCAAUCGGCUGACCAAAAUCGAGAACUUGGACAAGCUAAUGAAAUUGGAGAAACUCUAUUUUGUUGCGAACAAACUCACCGUAAUUGAGAACGUUGGCAUGCUGACAAAUCUUACCAUGCUGGAGUUGGGCGACAAUAAGCUGAAGAAAAUCGAGAAUAUCGAGACUUUGGUCAAUUUACGACAGCUGUUCCUCGGCAAGAAUAAGAUUGGCAAAAUUGAGAAUCUCGAGACGCUAGUCAAUCUGGAGAUAUUGAGUCUUCAGGCCAAUCGUAUUAUCAAGAUUGAGAACUUGGAAAAGCUGACCAAUUUGCAGGAGCUCUACCUAUCGGAGAAUGGCAUUGAGACCAUUGAGAAUCUGUCGGAGAACAAAAGCUUGGAUACCCUCGAUCUGGCCAAGAACAGAUUGAAGCUCAUUGGCAACCUGGAGGCGCUCGAUCAGCUCGAGGAGAUCUGGUUAAAUGACAAUGGCAUUGCCGAUUGGAAAAACCUUGAGGUGCUCAAGGAGAACAAAUCGCUGAAAACCAUCUACUUGGAGCAUAAUCCAGUGGCGACAGACAUCCGCUAUCGCUCCAAAUUGCGCGACAUUCUACCCCAGCUGCAGAAAAUAGAUGCCACACUGUGCGUCUUGCCGGGAUCCCAGGCGUAGGGCUCUGAAACACCCAAUAUCGAAUCCACAUAUUAAAAUUGUUUAAAAAAAUAAAAUAAAAUAAAACCAUUAGAAGAAAAAUAUAU
Drosophila grimshawi is the source of this 1233-nucleotide messenger RNA. RefSeq names its product protein phosphatase 1 regulatory subunit 7 (gene sds22). The record is from RefSeq and is a predicted model, not a curated record. The transcript has a single exon. NCBI's taxonomy places the organism in Eukaryota, Metazoa, Arthropoda, Insecta, Diptera, Drosophilidae. Gene Ontology annotation, molecular function: protein binding. The coding region runs from base 155 to 1147 and encodes 330 amino acids.